AUGUCGAUUGCAGAUGACUUUCUGCUCAAGCUCCAGAAGAAGGCAUUUCCAGGUGUGCAAGAGGUGGCAAUAUUAGUCGACCAACUGAAGGAAGAGUACAAUGCGGCAUCAUGGAGUACCCGGGUACUCUUCCCACACCUCUACAAGGAACGCUGCCUACGAGUUAAUCUGGGUCACUUCAAGAAAAUGCCGUCCCCUCUUCGACAAGAGCUGUUGCCUGAAGACGUACCUGAACCUCCAAAGAUCAUACAGGCCUACGAUCAAGAUUACAUGUACGACUGGGACUAUGUCGCUAGCACUGAUCCAAUUCACCCAGUCGACACUAACUACUCCCACCCACUUGAUGGGGUAGAUCCUUGCUGGAUUUUGAACCAUCUUACACCGGAAGAGUUUCAAGAGUCGAGCGGUGACGUUGGCUUCAAUGCCAGUGAGGCCGACACGAUGUGGGUAGACGACAUGGAAAGAACAGACCUGAGAACGAAAACUUGGAGAGAGACGUCAGACAAUACAACCAAGAGUCCGACAAAACGUAAUCCACCAGGUAGCCUCGCAGGGGAAGCGCCGCUGUUACCUCCAGCUGCUCGUACCGACCCGUCGUCUGGGAUCGAGCAGGUACCGGCAGAGCAUGUCGAGAUGGUCAUACGCGAGUUUUGGACAUGUGUAAGCGGGAAAAACUCGAGCGAAGCACCACCGCGGUUGUGUUCCAGUGACAACCUCAUCGUCCAGUUGAACGAGAUGCAUAUCUCAGACUCGUCGGGUACCCCAAACGAGUGCUACUCAGGUCUGCUUACACCACCUCAAACGCCCCCACGAUCAUCGACAGACGGGCCUGCCGACCAACAUCUCUACGCCGCCCUUGCACCCUCGACCGUUGAGAAACACCCCCACCCUCACAAACUCCACCUUCACAUCAUAUAA
Messenger RNA from Ascochyta rabiei, 918 nucleotides. RefSeq lists its product as uncharacterized. The transcript has a single exon. The record is from RefSeq and is a predicted model, not a curated record. NCBI's taxonomy places the organism in Eukaryota, Fungi, Ascomycota, Dothideomycetes, Pleosporales, Didymellaceae. The coding region runs from base 1 to 918 and encodes 305 amino acids.